Hyalella azteca is the source of this 3576-nucleotide messenger RNA. Its product is annotated as G1/S-specific cyclin-D3. Gene Ontology annotation, cellular component: nucleus; cytoplasm; cyclin-dependent protein kinase holoenzyme complex. Gene Ontology annotation, biological process: positive regulation of G1/S transition of mitotic cell cycle; regulation of cyclin-dependent protein serine/threonine kinase activity; mitotic cell cycle phase transition. Gene Ontology annotation, molecular function: cyclin-dependent protein serine/threonine kinase regulator activity. The transcript has 4 exons. The record is from RefSeq and is a predicted model, not a curated record. Bases 602 to 1552 code for a protein of 316 amino acids. NCBI's taxonomy places the organism in Eukaryota, Metazoa, Arthropoda, Malacostraca, Amphipoda, Hyalellidae.
GUCGUGGGAGUAGCGUCGUGUGUCCUAUGCGUGUGCCGCGCGACGCUUCCCUACCGAGGGUGAUAACAUAGUUUCGCAUGACCCUACACGAUCUUUUUAUCGGUUUUGGUAAUAAAAACAAAACAUUUUAAUAAAUGAAGCUUUGUCCCCGCUCUACAGCGAUGCGGAACGUAUUUUAGAUCAGAAGUUUAUCCCUGCGUUCACUAAGUCAUUGUAUAUGGCGCCACCCCAAGGCUGACAUCAGACCAGCGGCUGCCGGAAACAGCUGAUACGCAUUAUCAACAUCAAUCAACCAUUUCUCAACAGCCAUUUAGCGUCGCUGCCUAGAAGGCAAAUGGAAAACCACUUCAUCUAAGUAAUGAGAAUAUCUGAUUCUGUAAUUGGCUGUUAGUCACUUAGUCGGAAAACUUGGCACGUGACAUUAGCGCAUUUGUUAACAGUUUGCAAUAUCACCAAAACUAUUGAUUUAGAACCUUAAAAGAUAAAAGAUAGUGAGAAAUUCUUGUUGAAAAACAGGCUGAAUAGAUUUUAAACCCUGUUAGUUGACGUUUGUAAAAAGCGAUCCUUACAUCUAGUGUAGAUAUUGAAAAAGGCCAACAAAAUGUCUGGGCCAGAUUUGACGUGCGACGAGCCAGGACUAUCCGGUCUGGAUUCGCCACACGCGUCGGUCGACCUGUCGCUGCUGCAGGACAGGCGGGUUUUGGAUAACAUGCUCAGGCUACAGUCGACCAUGCUCCCCACAGACGAAUAUUUGUAUAGCCCCUCGUCUGACAUCAAGCCUGCUAUGAGGAAAGUCGUCACCAACUGGAUGCUCGAGGUUUGCGACGAGCAGCGCUGCGAAGACCAAGUCUUCUUAGUAGCCGUCAACUUGCUGGACCGCUUCUUGAACACCACCGCCGUGAAGCGAUCUCAACUGCAGCUGAGCGCGUGCGUCUGCCUGCUGCUCGCCUCCAAGCUGCGCCAGUGCAGCUACCUCUCCGUGGAGCUGCUAGCUUACUACACCGAUAACUGUGUUACAUCUCAGGAAGUUAUACAAUGGGAAAUCCUCGUUGUGGCCAAGUUAAAAUGGGACUUGUGCCCGGUGACUGCAAUAGACUUCGUCGAGGUUAUACUUCAACAAAUUCCUGUACCGGUGGAUGUGACCGGAGUCAGAAGACACGCUUCUACCUUUAUCGCGCUAGCUGCAACAGAGUCAGAAUUCAUCUGCCAGAGACCAUCCUGCGUAGCUGGGGCCGCCAUAGUUGCCGCAAUUCAAGGCUUAACGCACGCAUCGCGUUCAGACCUGGAGAAAUGUAUCGAAAUAAUUGCUAAUAUGCUUAAGUCACGAUCAGAAAUUAUAAAGCCUUUACUUUUCGCAUUAGAAGCAUCCGUGAAAAGAGCGUCAAGUCCAAGCGACGGCAGCGUUUUCGGCAACAGCCCGACCGGAGCUACCUCAGCUAAGCACCAAGAACAAUAUUCCAAGCUGCGAGCUAUGAUGGACCAGAGUGAAGAAAUGGUCGAUACCGAUGGAAAAGAAACCCCAGUUGAUAUUCUAGAUGUUCCAAAUUGGUGAAAGUCAGUAACAUCGCUUGCGUGAUUAAUAUACGGUUUUUUUAUAUGAAUUUUAUAAAUACAGUUAGAGAGAGUUUACCUCAAGGGCCGUAAUUGCUGAAUCUAUGUACGCCGAAAACCACUAAAAUAAUAUGUUUUAUUUGGCGUCCGUUAGUUAUUGAAAGCCUGACUUAAUCCGGCAUCUGACGUUGAAAUAAUGUUGAUCGGACGUUUCCUCAACAAAAUCAACUCUUGUUUAAACGUUGCUAAACGAAAUCAACCCACAAUCAACGGUUUUUCAACGUCAUAUACCUGGAGAGACAGAACCUAAGUUGUGAGAGAAGCCUGAUUCUUGCGUAAGCUCUUACAAAAGCCCAUGUCAUUAAGCGUAUCUUGAACGUUUGAACGUGAGAAAAAAAGUCCAAUUGAUCGGCAUACGUGCUUCUCAGGUGAGUUGAAACUUUUGUUAUUUUUAUGCGUUAGAAUGACUUGUCCAACUCAAGUGAUGAUAAACUACCGGUAAUCUUAAUGUUCUUGUAUUUAGGAAAUGCCGCAAUUGCCUUGAUAAAUGGUUGCAAAAGUACCGUUGUAAGGAGUGAUGUGAAAUUAACUUGUAAUGAAUGGGUUCAUCAGGGCCAAAAGUGAUAUCUGUGUGAACGUUCUGGAGAAAAUGUUUCUCUGACAGAAACCAAUAUAUGCUUCGCAGUGCAGUGACGGUAUGCAUUGCAGAGCAGUGACGAUGCAUCGCAGAGCAGUGACUAUAAUGCAUUGCAGAGCAGUGACGGUAUGCAUUGCAGAGCAGUUAUAGUGUUUGUGCAAAACGGGUCUUCUAUUUAUGUUUUUUUCUUUAGUGUUUGCGGAUGUACAUCCGAAAUUAACUUUGCAGGCGGUUUCGAUACAAUGCUAAUUUCUCCCGUUUUAUUUGCGGAAUUUGAUGUAUUUACAAUAAUAUAGGUUAGAUAUUUUGUAGUUAGAUUCGUUUUGAGUCGAUUUCAUUUCUUGUUCGGCUCAUUUGUUUGACUUCACGGAACUUUGAUUUUUACGGUUAUAUAUACUACAUUUGACUGGUAAACAUUUAUAUACGUUAAAUUGUCCACCUUUUUUCAUCUAGUUAUUCGAUUUGUACAGUUGAAUACUACUCUAAUUUGUUAUUCUUGACAAGACGUGAUAGCAAGUGUCGCACUGCCCGAGUUGAUGAUUUCAGUUGGAGGAUGUCCUCUUUUGUCAUGCUUCCGUACAACGAUACAAAUAUUGUGGCAUAUUGUCUUAGAUAAACAUUUUGUAUUCAUUUUAGAACAGCCUCAGGAAUGGUUAGUCUUCACUGACUGGGUGUUAUUUUGUUACUGGCCUGUCUCUUGAUCCCCUUGUUCUGAUAAGCUUUUUCAUGUGUGAAUUAUGUUAGCCUGGUCGUCGCUUUAGACCUCCACCUGCCUGUCCCAACUCUACAUCAAUGACCUGGCACGUCUUUAUGUCCAUGGUGUCAUUUAUGUGGUGUCUUUAUGUCCAUCUUGCUAUUAAUUUCUUCAUAAUCUCAGUGUCCGAGUAUAUAGAAAUAAUUUACUUGGAUUUAAUGGUUGACUGAUAUCGCGGAACCGGUUUAUGGGCGACCUACGCAAAGCCUGUGCUACGAUUGCUUCAGAUUUGUCAAUGUUUCGGAAGGUGCUCUUGGUAACAGGUUAUUUUCCUGUAGGCAAGCAUCGGUAAUAUCACUUACGUUAGGUGUUGUUAAGAAUUUGUUUUCCUGAUGUUGACUUGUCUAUAAAACAGCUAGCGUUCACUUGUUCAAUACUAGAAACAAUAUACUAUUUCCGAGCUCUUCACUCUAGUAUGUUAGAUUGGUCAUAAAACUAUCUUGCAUAGUCAAUUGAAAAUUUCCGUUAGACCUAACGACGUUUACUGCUCGACAGCAUCAGAACUGCAACAUUCCCCAUAGUAGCUUACCUUAUUCUUAUGGACUUGAACCCAUACCAUACUGUUCAUACCAUUGAUUUUUCUUCUUUAUGCUUUUUACUUGCUGUGAAAUGUAACUAGCUUUCUGCCUUGUUA